Messenger RNA from Dovyalis caffra, 3276 nucleotides. The record is from the annotation of a GenBank genome assembly. NCBI's taxonomy places the organism in Eukaryota, Viridiplantae, Streptophyta, Magnoliopsida, Malpighiales, Salicaceae.
AUGACCGUCCAGAUUGGUCAGGCAAAGCAGAGAGAACUUUCUGGUGUAUUUGAAGCUUGCUCUGAUGGUGCAAUGAACAUUGUACCCCAUGCAUACAGUUCAUCUGGAAAACAAUUCCCUGCGCAGGUAAAAUUCGUCCAAAUUUGGCAGUGUUACCCACUCUCUGAAAAAGAAUUUCGUGAUGCAAUCAGAGAAAAUUAUUUUUCAUCACACAAGUUCAACUUCGGGUUGUCGGAAAGACAGGUUGAAAAGCUGCUUUUAUUGUUCAGUAAAAAAAAGAUAAAAGAUAGGCCUCUCGAGAGGCAAUUUACUCGAAGCAAGGUACCAAGAUCAGUUGGGUACUCUUCAAAGGAAGCUAGAAGUGCCACUGGUGAUGCUGGUGAUGGUGGCUUUAUAAUGAUUGGGAGCAAGAAAGAUGAGCGAAAUGCGGAUGCUACUUUUGGCUCAGCCAUCUCCUCGGAGUACCUUGGAGACUCUAUCAGCAAGCACAGAAGAGAGGAUGAUAGGUACCCAAGUUCCACUUUCAGAAAUAGACAUAAAACUGACAGAGUGCUUAUCUCGAAUGAGCAGUUUGUGGACUCCUUUAGUAAAGUUGGAGGCUUAGUUGAUGAUGGCAGGGCUGUGACAAGCAAUAUGGUAGGGAAUGACCAUGACAUGGAUAUUGAGUUUAGGACGGCUGUUUUAACCAAUCAUUGUGGACAUUCCUUUCCUACAAGCAGAAGAAGCUCCGACGAUGUCAACUUUGCGACAAGUUAUGGGCUAGGACAUGAACUGAAUGAGGACAGUGGUUUUCAGUUGCCUUCAACCAAGCAUCCUGGCUGGUUUCAGUCUAAUCCACCUCUACAUUUUAGCAAGCUCAUCUCAGAAGAAAAUUCUGUGAUGAGUGAUCGUUUUCAACAAUCUUCUGCAACAUGCCACUUGGAGGAGCUACAAAACUCUCUCUAUUGUGGCCAGCCCAUUUUGGAAGAAAUUAAGGAUCAAUUUCAACUAUCUUCUACAGCACCUCACUCGAUGGAGCAACAGAAUUCUGAGCUUUCUUUUUCAGCAUUGGAUGGUGAUAGAUUGCCAAUGUCAAAUGCUUUUUAUUCAACAUCUUAUGGAGAUGGAGUUGUUGCAUGCAAUAUUCCUUAUGACCCAGAUGCUUGUAGGCUUGGCAAUAGGUGUUCGUCAUCCCUCAGCCUCUCUAACUCAGUACCUGAACUCCCAGCGUUUCAGAACAAUGUCUUUCCUUCAUCUGAUCAAUCAUUUCCUCCCCAUGUGGAGCCUGAAGGUAUAAGCAGGCACCCAAACAUCAAUGCUUCUUUAUUCGACUACAUUCAGUUGUCCUAUGCCAACCAACACGAGCACCUGAACAGGUCUGGCAUGCUUUUCCCAGAUGCCGAUUAUCCUGAUCAUGUGGUUCGGAACCCAUGUAUGAACGAAAAAACUGGGCACAAUAGGAGGUCACCAUCAUUUGAGAUCUGUAAUCCAGUACCUCAAUAUCCCCCUCACAACACCUUUCCUUCAUUUGUAAAUGAAUCAUUUACUUCACAUAUAGAGCCUAAAAGUACAAACAAAUGCCGACACAUUAACUCUUCUUUAUCCGGGGACAGUCCAUUUUCUUAUCUUGCCCGUCAUGACCAUGCAAACAGUACUGGCAUGCUUUUACCUGGUGCUGCUUAUCCUGAAAAUGUGCUACGAAACUCCUCUGGGAUUGAAGGGAAGAGGGAGAAUACAUCCUCUUCUUCCUUUAGUCUUAAUAGAUCUUCAUCCUUUGUGUCUGAUGUUAGGUAUUCUGUCUCUUCACAAGAGGAACGUGAUCAUCAAAUGUCACAGCAUGAACACAAUAAAGCAUUUGCUGCCAGUGUUCCUAGAUUGGAAAGGGUUAGUAUUGGACAUGUAGACUGCCAUGAAAAUGGUUCGGUAAAUCUAGAUACACGUGAAAACUCUGAGAGAAUCUACUCUGAUUGUCAGAAGAGAAAAAGUGUCUUUUCCCGCUUAGGUUUGCCUUCUGAUGUACGCAAACAAGAUGAACACGAUAUGGAUUCAUCAGUUGAUGAAGUCAUGACCAUGUUGCACCAGAGUCACAACCAAUGGGUUAAGGAAAAACAUUUUGAGCAGCAGAUGAAAAGGCAUGACGAGGUUACAAAUUUCAAGAAUAAAAAGCAGAUGACCACGAACUCAAAGUUAUUAAUGGAUCACUUGCCGAAGGUCUCAAAGGAGAUUAUGAUGAAUGAUAUUUCAGCUGUCAAGGAGGAUGGUCUCCAAAUAUCUGAAGUUAUACCUUUUGUAGAUUUCCAGCGUCGAAGAAAUUUACAAAAGAUUCAGAGCGAUUCCAAUACUGGAGACUUUAAUGGUAGUACAGAAACCACUGGCUUUUCAGGUCAGCAGCAAAAAAGAAGAAAGUUGAUCAGGCCAAAAUUCAGUGAGAAUGGAUCAUCUGGCAAUGUUAUCAUCGGAAGUCACGAUAAUGGAAGUAGGAUGACUCAAAAUGUUGAGUUACCAGAAGUGACAGUCCUUAUUGGUCUUGAAGACAAGAAUAUAGGUUUUCAAGGCUGUUCAAAUUAUGAAGGAAAAGAGAAGGUGGAAAGUCGUGUGGUGUCUUCGAGCGAUGCAAAUGCAGAUGGGGACAGCAAAGAAGCAUUACAGCAUGUUGUUCUGGUUUCUCAUGAAUACAAGAGUGAUGUAGAAAAUAGUUUGAGUCUGACGAAUUCUGAGUUUGAUCGAUUGCCCAGACACUAUGGAAAUUCUAAUCACUACCUUUUGCAAGAUUCAUUCUCGAAAUCUUGCGAUGUAAAAUCUGAAAAUGGGAUUGCCAAGCAUGGACUUGAUCAUAACACAUGUAAUGGAGAUUUGUCUGAUACUGUUGGAGCUAAGAACAGAUCUUGUCAUGGAGGUAAUGAAAAGUUAUCUAAAAAUGUUGAUAAUGCAUCUUGUCCAGCAAUUGGUGAGGUUGCGAUAGAACGAAUGGCGAGCAGGGGAAUGCAUUAUAAUCGUGGAUCAGAAAAAGCAGCAGAAGAAGUUGGAAAUGGUGAAGAAAAUAAACAGCAGCCGUUUUUGCAAUCUGUUGGGAAACCAUGCAAGGCAUCUUCUGAAACUGUCAGUUGCUCCAAUAUGAAAGAGUCUGAAGAGAUAUGUGAAGAAUAUGACAAACGUGGAGAGGUGAUGGUAGCAGCUGCAGGCAAAGGCCUUAAGGUGAAUUUUGAGCGAGAAAACAGCGGAAAGGAAAAUCAUGUUUGUCUUGGCCAUUGUGAAAUGACCAUGGGGAAUCACAGAUCUCAAGCAAGCAGAGCUUAA